ACUGAAGCACAGCUUUUGCUGUUCAGCCCAGGGACCAAUCCGCAGUCUCUCCGCCCCCUAAACGAAGCGGUUAAAUGAUCUUCUGGUUCUGUUUUUUCAAAAAGACGCGGGAUUCUAGCGGCUGGAGAGAAGGUGCCAGUGUGGAAAGAUCUGGGCACUAUUCAGGAAUCUUCAUGCCUCUUUGCCUGACCUUAUCAUCUCCAUGCUAAACAAACAGCAGAUUUUAAGUUGGAAGUAGAACUUAUUUUUGAAUUUCCAAGCUGCAAACCCUUUUUGCAGGUUGAGGACAAAGCCUGGGCCUUGUAAUUGGUAGUCUACCACUGAAGUCAAUUUCUACCCCAACUUGAACCAUUUUGGAGUUUGUGUUUCAGCUGAGCCAUCUAUUUCAUCUCUAAGCCACAAUGAGUUCUAAGAAGCGCAAAUCACAGAAGAUCCCAUUUAAUACCAGGAAAAAUAAAAAAAUCAAAGACUAUUUCUCUCAGGUUCCCAAAGAAGAGCAGAAUGAUCCCAGUAUUUCUCAAGUAAAAGUGGACUCUAAAAAAAUGCCAAGGGAUAUAACCAACACCAGGAACCAAAGACCACUUUCACCUAAGAAAACUCAACAAGAUCAGACUCCUCCCCUAUAUAAGAAAAUUCUGGUCACCUUGGGUGUGAACGCUAGGAAACACAAAAACAUGAAACAUGUGCUCACAGAUAGGGAGACAAGUAGCUUGUAUGCAGCACUUAACAGUCUCAGUGCUGUCAAAGAAGAGAUAGAAUGCCAAAAGGGCAAAGAAAUGCUGGUAUGUGGCAAAGAAGGAAUUGAAGGAUACUUAAACCUUGGCAUGCCCCUCUGCUGUAUACCAGAAGGCAGCCAUGUGAUCAUUACAUUUUGUCAAUGUAAAAGUAAGACAGAAGAAACUAAACAAUUCUUUGAACCACAGGACCAAGCAUCUACCAAUUAUGUCCGAUUUUACAUUCAUGCAGUUGGGAGUAAGAGGAAAAAGAUUCUGAAGUGUGGGGAACUUCACAAAGAGGGGAACAAAGUCUGUGUCUAUGGCUCCAAGGGAGAGAACAUCAGAGACACUCUGAGGAAGGACGGCAGGUUUUGUUCUUUCAUAGAGAAUGACCAUUGGAAACUCAUUAAUGACCUGGACACUAUCAUAGAAAACACUCAGCCAGUUGAUGAGUUAGAGGGCAAGCUCUUUCAGGUUGCAGCUGAGCUACCAAAGAACCCUAGAGUAGUCUCUGUCAUGCAGAAUUCUGGGUUAGAGAACAGAGACUUCCAUAAGCUAGAAGACUAUAUUGUGAAUGCGAACCCUACAUUGAAAGAAGAAGGAGAAAAACUCAGAGCAUACAUCAAGAAAGAAAGUAAAAAAAGUUCCUUAUUCAAAGUGCAUAAAGAACACUUUGGGAAAAUAACAAAAAAUUCUACUCCUGUUAAAGUGCACAAACAUCUUUCGAAAGUCAGUGAUUCAGUUGGGUUCCUAUGGUGGAACAACAAUGGAAAGGAGGGCUGUGCCACCUGCUUUGUUUUUAAAGGAUUAUACAUUUUGACUUGCCGGCAUGUGAUAACUAGUAUUGUGGGUGAAGGCAUAGAUCCAUGUCAGUGGGCAAGCUUAAUUAGUCAGUGUGUAAAGGUGACCUUUGGUUAUGAAGAGUUCCCACUAGUAGAAGACAAGUUUUUUGAGGUUAAACCUUGGUUUGAGAUAUCUAAUGAAAGCCUUGACUAUGCUGUCCUAGAACUGAGGGAAAAUGGACAAGAAGUUCCUGCUGGACUGUAUAAUGGAAUAGGACCUGUGCCACUUAGUGGGUUAAUAUAUCUCAUUGGCCAUCCUGAUGGAGAAAAGAAGUCUACUGAUGGCUGUGCAGUGGUCCCUCAAAGUCAUAGAGGGCAAAAAUGUCAGGAAAAUUUUCAAGAAAGAGAGAAAGCAAACUACUGGAUUUCUACAUCUUUUUUCCCUAUAUACACACAAAGAAGUUUCCACGAAGUCUUUCACAACCAUGAUGUGGUUACUUAUGACACCACUUUUUUUGGUGGGUCUUCUGGAUCCCCAGUAUUUGAUUCUAAUGGUUCAUUGGUGGCCAUGCAUGCUGCUGGCAUCACUUGUACAGACCAGAAUGGAGUUUUUAAUAUCAUUGAGUUUGGUUUUACUAUGGAAUCCAUUCUUGCUAAUAUUAAGCAAACUAAAGAGUGGUAUGAUACCAUUUUUGUAAAUGAUCGGGAUGCAGAAAUGCUGAGCACAGACUCCUGAGGACUGGAAAGGGUGUAUUCUAGUUCACAACUUUAUGGGAAUUGCCUAAGGUGUUUUUCUUCAGAUAAUAAUGUUUUAUGAACUUUCAAAAUGAUUAAUUUCACCCAAUAAUCAUAGUUCUAGAGUGUAUCUUAACUAUCAAGCAUUUUCAUGGUUUAUUAAAACAAACAAUCAAAAACAAAACUAUCAAUUGAACUAUUUGUGUAAAGUAGCAUGAAAAAGAGGAUUAAGUGCUGAUGUGGGAUCCGAGGGUCAGGAGAUGCUAAGAUGUGAAAAAGUUGAGAGCAUAAACUGGAGUUAUUAGCCAGAAGACUCAUGGAAAAGAAAGAAGCCAACCACGUUCCUUGAAACUUAAACCAAUUUCAAACUCACUCAUUUGGUUCUACCCAUAUCUUCCUUCUCUGCUGACCAGAGCUCAGCCAGGACACCGAAUCACAGCGACUUAACCCUCCUAGGUCCCUGAACAUGGUGGCAUUUCUUCCAUUUUGUCUUUUUAACUUAAGACUUAGAUCUGAAAUGAACCCACAUGAAGUGGCAUGGAAAUCAUUGAGCAAGCAAGGAGCUGGUCUCUGCCACAGAAUGCAUGUACCUGAGACUUUCUGGACUUGAGUUGUGGAGAGCAAACAUGGGAAUAGGUGGUUUCUACUUGAUACGAUUCACAAUGGAGAGUGCUAGGAGGAUAUUGGACACAACCUAGGACAAUUCUCAGCAGUGUGACACUCAAGUCUUGGUCCUUUGAAGAGAAAGAAAACUGCGUUCAAGAAGUAAUCUCAUCAAAAACAGAGUCAAGGAGAAUUUAUGAACAGAAGGCCAGAGAUCUUAGAUUAUUUGAGAGAAAGUAGGAGUAGAUGAGAUGCUGAAGGAAUGUUGCUGGGAUCCAGCGAUUGCUUCAAUUCUUCCUUUAUCAUAACUGAAAUAUGUCCUGUAUGAGAGCUAACAUGAUCCUAAUCCACAACUCCCCUUAUUUUCCAGACAUUUCCUAGUGCUAUUGUGUGAUAUUUUGUGUCCCCUGCCCAAUGUAUUUUUCCCAAAUCAAAUACAGGUGAAUCAAUUAAAAAACAGUGUAAUAUCUGUAGUAGGUUUUGAAAUAUAAGAUGAAAAAAUUAUUUGUAUGGCAUUCCCAUUGUUUUGGCCCAAAUACUCAUUCUCAAUAUUAUAAAGUAAUAAAUGUUGUUUUUACAGCUA
Rattus norvegicus (Norway rat) is the source of this 3419-nucleotide messenger RNA. Lineage: Eukaryota; Metazoa; Chordata; Mammalia; Rodentia; Muridae. The record is from RefSeq and is a predicted model, not a curated record.